GGGACGCGGAGCUGGUGGGAUCGCGCCAUGGCCUGGGCCCCUCUCCUCCUCGCGGUGCUCGCCCACAGCUCAGGUUCCCUGGUCCAGGCAGCGCUGACUCAGCCGCCCUCCGUGUCAGCGAACCCGGGAGAAACCGUCCGGAUCACCUGCUCUGGGAUUAGCAGCAGCGGCAAUGCUGGCUGGUACCAGCAGAAGGUCCCUGGUGGUGCCCCUGUCACUGUCAUCUAUGGAAGCACCAACAGACCCUCGGGCAUCCCUUCGCGAUUCUCCGGCUCCAAGUCUGGCUCCACGGGCACAUUAACCAUCACUGGGGUCCAAGCCGAGGACGAGGCUGUCUAUUACUGUGGUGGCAGCGACGGCAGCACUAAUGUAUUCGGGCCCGGGACCAUGUUGACCGUCCUAGGCCAGCCCAAGUCUGCACCUACCAUCUACCUCUUCCCGCCGUCCAGCGAUCAGCUCUCGUCGCAGAACAAAGCCACCCUGGUGUGUCUGCUGGGCAGUGGCGUGGAGACCAGCCAGCCCCAGCGGCAGACCAACAACAAGUACAUGGCCAGCAGCUACCUGACGCUGAGUGCCACCGAAUGGAAGAGCCACGAGACCUACACCUGCAGGGCCACACACGAGUCUGUACCCCAGGACAAGACCCUGAAGAGAUCCGAGUGCUCCUAACCCUGCCAGGACCUCCUGGCACCCGGCUGCCCCUCGCCGGUCCCUUCCCUCUUCCCUGCUGCUGGGGACGUGGGCUCCCCCCUUGCCGCAGAUGUCUCUCCCCGUGUCCCCCUGUCCCCUGCUCCUGUCCCCCUGCCCUGAGUGUCACACGAAUAAACACCGACACUGAA
Messenger RNA from Egretta garzetta (little egret), 839 nucleotides. Its product is annotated as Ig lambda chain V-1 region. Lineage: Eukaryota; Metazoa; Chordata; Aves; Pelecaniformes; Ardeidae. Gene Ontology annotation, biological process: immunoglobulin production; immune response. The record is from RefSeq and is a predicted model, not a curated record.